Colletotrichum chrysophilum is the source of this 1722-nucleotide messenger RNA. RefSeq lists its product as uncharacterized. The record is from RefSeq and is a predicted model, not a curated record. Bases 1 to 1722 code for a protein of 573 amino acids. Gene Ontology annotation, molecular function: transmembrane transporter activity. Gene Ontology annotation, biological process: transmembrane transport. NCBI's taxonomy places the organism in Eukaryota, Fungi, Ascomycota, Sordariomycetes, Glomerellales, Glomerellaceae. The transcript has 2 exons.
AUGGCCGUCGAAACCGAGAAGCAGCCAGGCACUCCACUCACAGGAGGCCCCUUGGAGAAGGCAGAGGCUGACAAUGCCUCCACCAAGGGUCCCGUCUCAGGGGAUAACACCGACACAGAGCGCGGCGCCACCAAAGAGACCACUUCAGAGCCGGUCCGCACCGUCACCGGCAUCCGCUGGAUCAUCGUCGUCUUCGCCAUCCUCUCCUCGACCUUCCUCUUCGCGCUUGAUAACACCGUCGUUGCGGACGUGCAGCCACAAAUCGUGCUGCAGUUCGAUGCCAUCACGGACAUUGCUUGGUUGGCCGUCGCCUUCAUCAUGGCGGCGACGUCAACGAACUUGCUCUUCGGCCAGCUGUACUCGCAUCUCAAGCCUAAGUGGCUGUACAUCGGGAGUGUCGUAGUGUUCGAGGUGGGCAGCGCGGUGUGUGGUGCGGCGCCGACGAUGAAUGCUCUCAUUGUUGGGCGCGCUCUGUGCGGUCUUGGUGGCGUGGGCAUGUAUCUCGGUGUGAUGACGUUGAUUGCGGCUACGACGACUAUCCAGGAGCGGCCUGCGUAUCUUGCGUCCAUUGGGUUGACCUGGGGUUUGGGAACUGUCUUGGGACCUGUUGUUGGUGGUGCAUUUGCCGACUCAGGGGCGACAUGGCGCUGGGCUUUCUACAUCAACCUUCCCAUUGGAGGUCUCGCCGCACCGGUGUACCUCUGGAUGCUUCCCUCUCCCGAUCCCCAGCCCGGCGCUUCCCUGUGGCAGCGCCUCAAGGAGAUUGACUGGGUUGGUGCUCCUCUCAUGCUUGGUGCCAUCAUUUGCUUCACGAUGGGCAUCAGCUUCGGUGGCGUCAUGUAUGAUUGGGACUCGGGCCAGGAGAUCGCCCUAUUCGUCGUCGCUGGCGUGCUUUUCAUCGUCUUCGGUCUUCAGCAAGCAUACUGCAUCGGUACCACUAAGGAACGUCGCCUCUUCCCCGUCGAGCUGAUCGUGUCAAGGAGGUACUACCGCACCAUCAUCCUCAUGUUCUCUAUCACCGCGUCCGGCGGCUGUGCCAUCUUCGUUCCGGUGUACUUCAUCCCCGUCUUCUUCCAGUUUACGCGCGGCGAUAGCGCGAUUGACGCUGCUGUGCGUCUGCUUCCAUUCAUCAUCCUCGCGGUCUUCGUCACGCUUCUCCAGGGCGGCGUACUGUCGCAUCCAUCUGGUGGGCUCUACUUCCCCUGGUUCACGGUCGGCGGAGCGAUUGUCGUCGCUGCGUCGUCGCUGAUGUAUGUUGUCGAGCCGAGUACAAGCACGGCCUGGGUAUACGGAGCUUCGGCCAUGCUCGGAGCCGGAGUCGGAACUUUCACCCAGGCGGGCUUCUCCAUUGCGCAAGCCAGCGUGCCGGAGGACAUGGCGGCCGUGGCGUCGUCAAUGAUGGCACUGGCCCAGACGAGCGGUAUCAACAUUGCCCUGGCAGUCGGCAAUGCUGUGUUCCUGAACAGGGCCGAGAAGCGGCUGACGGAGAUUCUUCCGGAUACCGUCCCGGAGGAGCAAAUCCAGCUUGCCAUUGCUGGCGUCGGAGGAGACUUUGUGCAGACAUUGCCUCCGGACAUGCAGGCUGAGAUUCUGGAUGCUAUCGUCGAAGCUCUGAACUUGCCGUACAUCUUGGUGAUCGUCGCUGGCGCGGUGGUUCUUGUGAGCAGCUUGCUCUGCAAGAGGGAACGCUUGUUCAUGAAGCCGGCGGGUGGUGGUGCUUGA